AUGAACCCAUUCAGUUUUUAUAUGAAAGGGAAAUCAUUGAGUUAAUUCCACAGUUACUCCUUGAUUAUGGUUUUCUCUAUCAAUUAAUCUUUACAAAAAUGGCGGAUACUGAUCUUGUUGGAAGAAAGUUUGCCAUAGCUAUCUUAGAAAGCAUGCCUCCCAACUAUGUUGAGGCAUUGAUUCAAAGCAAGGCUCCUGAAUGGAAGGGUAGACAUUUGCUUCCGGCACAACACAAAAUUAUUUUAAGAAGAAAGAGCAGUUUAUCGCCUCUCUACAGAGACGCUCAGGCUUGGCCAUCCACUACUCAAUCCCUCACAAAACAACUUAGACACUGGAGAGCUAGAACAAUGGCCCACAUUCAGAGUCAAAGGGAGAUUUCCUUAUCACCUCAGACAAGCUACACUCAACUACUAGAUAUUUACUCUGAGGAAUAUAAAAAUGGUCAAGAUCAAUACGAAUAUCGAGGCGUUGGAGAUGAUUUGGUGAUGACCUUCCCAAUGAUGACCCUAAUGAGCCAGAAGAUUUUAUCAGGUGAGAGAGAGUUCAUUGCCUUGUAUCAAACUAGAACUCCAAUUCAGGCGCAUGCCACCCUACGGAACGAUGGCAACUUUGUACUGCAGCAGCUGAAUUCAGAUGGAUCUGUGAAGGGGGAUUUAUGGCAAAGUUUUGAUCAUCCAACGGACACUCUCCUACCAGGGAUGAAACUAGGAUUUAACUUGAAAACUGGGUUGAGUUGGACUUUGACAUCAAAGAGAAGUGACGACUCACCUGCCUCUGGCUCUUUUACACUGGGAAUGGAUCCCAACGACACAAAACAACUGGUCAUAUUGCGGCGAGAUGAUGUAUACUGGAGAAGUGGACAAUGGCAACAUAGCAGCUCUAACUUUCCACACUUAACGUUCGAGCAGGAUUUUGGCUACCGCUUUAGUUUCACUCAAAAUGAGAAUGAAACGUACUUCAAUUUCACUACAAACCCAUCACCGUUCACUUUCCCAAAGAUAAAAGUAGGGUCAGAGGACGCGAUUGCUUUGGAGUUUAUUGGAGACCCGAGUACUCCAGGACUCCCGAUAGUGAUAGUUUCUUGUAAUUAUUAUGCUUAUAGUUCCUCCUUUACGAUGGAAUCCAAUUCUUCAGGAUGCAUAAAGCUAAAGCUUCCCAAGUGCAGGGAUACUACGCUUGAUUACGGUGAUUCCAUCAUCUCGGAGUACGGUUCAAUGUCCAGCCCUGGAUACAGAUUCAGCGAUAGUGAAAACCUGACUAUUGAAGAUUGUAAGGUCAAAUGCUUGCAAAACUGUUCGUGUUUUGCCUUUGCUGCCGCAAAUGUGGAUGGAAGUGGCUGUGAAAUUUGGGUAUCGAGGGCAUUUUUCAAAAUAACAAAGUCUGAACGUGUGAUAUUCAUCCUUCCUUCCAAAGGGAAUAAAUGGUGGCUAUGGCUAACCAUUGUAGUUGGAGGAAUGAUGAUCGUACCCACUGUGUUCUCUAUCUGCUACAUCAUAUGGAAAAAAUGCACAUCAAAUGGGGAUGAAAACAUUAGUCAAAGGACACUAAUAAGAGAAUUGGAAGGCAAUGAUGCGCCUUCUAUCUCAUUUGGAAAGCCGAAAGGUCAUAAGAAAGAUAGAAAUGAGCUCCAUGUCUUCAGCUUUGAAAGCAUUGUCUCUUCUACAAACUAUUUUUCAAGUGCAAAUAAGCUUGGAGAAGGCGGUUUUGGACCAGUUUACAAGGGUAUACUAUUGGAUGGACGAGAAGUGGCAAUUAAAAGGCUUUCGGGAAGUUCAGGCCAAGGAAUGGCCGAGUUCAAGAAUGAAGCACUGCUAAUUGCAAAGCUCCAGCACAUGAAUCUUGUGAGGCUUCUAGGAUUUUGCAUUCAAGGAGAAGAAAAGAUAUUAAUAUAUGAGUAUAUGCCAAACAAAAGCUUGGACUCCUUUCUAUUCGAUUCUGCAAAGAAGAAAGUGUUGAAUUGGAAGAUACGCCUUAACAUCAUUGAAGGGAUUGCUCAGGGGCUUCUUUAUCUCCACAAGUACUCUAGAUUGAGAGUGAUUCAUAGAGAUUUAAAGGCCAGUAACAUUUUGCUUGAUGGUGAGAUGAAUCCAAAAAUAUCCGAUUUUGGGAUGGCUAGAAUAUUUGGAUUAAAGGAAUCUGAAGCAAACACAAAUAGAGUUGUUGGAACAUAUGGUUAUAUGUCUCCAGAAUAUGCCUUCCAUGGCCUUGUUUCUAUCAAAACUGAUGUUUUUAGCUUUGGAGUUUUGCUCCUAGAGCUUGUAAGUGGCAUGAAGAAUACUGGUUGUUGUCAUUCUGAGCAUCCGCUUAACCUUUUAGGAUAUACAUGGCAGCUUUGGAAUGAAGAUAAAGCUUUGGAGGUAAUGGAUCCCACUUUCGAUGGAUUGUGCUCUCGUAGUCAAAUAUUAAGAUGCAUCCAUAUCGGCCUUCUGUGUGUACAAGACCAUGCCAUUGAUAGACCUACAAUGUCUGAUGUUGUUUCAAUGCUUUCAAAUGAGACAAUGCCACUGCCACAACCAAAACAACCAGCAUUUUUCAUCAGCACUGUAGUUCAGGAAAAAGCUGGUGGUCCUGAGAUCAAGUCGGAGAACUAUUCCAUAAAUUACGUGUCAAUUUCUGUAAUGGAGGCUAGAUGAUUGUUUCUGACGUUACAGUGAUGCUUAUAUGGUAGUUGCAUAAAUACCAUACAGGUUGUUGUCAUGUUUGUACAAUCGUGCCUUUAAAUUGAUGAGGUAUGACUAUAAACUGAAUAAAUGAUGAAAUUAUUC
Messenger RNA from Rubroshorea leprosula, 2765 nucleotides. Lineage: Eukaryota; Viridiplantae; Streptophyta; Magnoliopsida; Malvales; Dipterocarpaceae. The record is from the annotation of a GenBank genome assembly.